Balaenoptera musculus (blue whale) is the source of this 1442-nucleotide messenger RNA. It is a transcript of the gene C1QL2, whose product is annotated as complement C1q like 2. The record is from RefSeq and is a predicted model, not a curated record. NCBI's taxonomy places the organism in Eukaryota, Metazoa, Chordata, Mammalia, Artiodactyla, Balaenopteridae. Gene Ontology annotation, molecular function: protein binding.
GCGGGGCCGCCCGAGCCGCCCGACCAUUCCCUCCCCGGGCGGCAAGGAGGAGCUGGUGGCGGUCGUCUCCCGGCUGUGGCAGCGGCGGCGGCGCGCCUGCCUGGCGGCCGUCGGCGUGCUCCUGGCCAUGGCGCUGGGGCUGCUUAUCGCCGUGCCGUUGCUGCUGCAGGCGGCGCCCCCCGGGGCGGCGCACUACGAGAUGAUGGGCACCUGCCGCAUGAUCUGCGACCCGUACAGCGCGGCACCAGGCGGGGGCCCCGCGGGCGCCAAGGCUCCACCGCCCGGACCCAGCACUACCGCCCUGGAAGUCAUGCAGGACCUGAGCGUCAAUCCUCCGCCCCCUUUCAUCCAGGGACCCAAGGGCGACCCGGGGCGACCCGGCAAGCCGGGGCCGCGGGGCCCCCCGGGAGAGCCGGGCCCACCUGGACCCAGGGGUCCCCCGGGGGAGAAGGGCGACUCAGGGAGGCCCGGGCUGCCUGGGCUGCAGCUGACGGCGGGCGCGGCCGGCGGUGUCGGGGUGGUGGGUGGGGACCGGGGCGGCGGCGGCGACUCUGAGGGCGAAGUGACCGGCGCGCUGAGCGCCGCCUUCAGCGGUCCCAAGAUCGCCUUCUAUGUGGGUCUGAAGAGCCCCCACGAGGGCUACGAGGUGCUCAGAUUCGACGACGUGGUCACCAAUCUCGGCAAUCACUACGACCCCACUACUGGCAAGUUCAGCUGCCAGGUGCGGGGCAUCUACUUCUUCACCUACCACAUCCUCAUGCGCGGCGGCGACGGCACUAGCAUGUGGGCGGACCUCUGCAAGAACGGGCAGGUCCGGGCCAGCGCCAUCGCACAGGACGCCGACCAGAACUACGACUACGCCAGUAACAGCGUGGUGCUGCACCUUGAUUCAGGGGACGAGGUGUACGUGAAGCUGGACGGAGGGAAGGCUCACGGAGGCAACAACAACAAGUACAGCACGUUCUCGGGCUUUCUUCUGUACCCGGAUUAGAGGCGCCGGGAGCGCGAGGUGGGGUGGCUUCCGGCCGCCCUGUGCCGGUGGGAACGCUCUGUUCCCUGGCGAGGACCUCUCCCGCUUCCUGACGCUUCCUGACAUCGUUGGAAAAGACACAUGCCUGCUGUCCUUCCCGCCCCGCUUCGGACCUCAGCGUGUCUGCGACUCGCCACGCUUUGGACUGUGCUCCUGGUCCCUCUCCCCAACCCAGGGCAGGAGAGGGGGACGCCAGAGUGGAGAAGUGAGCGUGAAUCUGAACCCCAGUGAGGCGGCAGCGCAGACUUUGCAAGCCUGAUCGGACUGGACAGGCCCGGAGGGACGCCUGCCCUCUUCCAGCCCCCCUCCUCCUAGGAGUGCCCUGAGACUGAGGGCUCCCAGCCCGGGCCACCCGAGGUAGGCCAAAGUGAGCACGAGCUCCCUGGGGCGUCCUCCUCUGUGACCUGAAAUA